AUGAAGGAGAGAUUGCAACUGGCCGAAGCAUUGGUGAAGCCUACCGGGUCGUUGUGGUUGAAUCUAGGCUACACAAAGGCAUACAACGGGCAGCACUUCCCUCUCUCCUACCAUUUUUGGGAUGCAUUUGCCACGCUGGAGCUUCGACAGGAGGUUAUAUGGCACACUCAUCGCGGAAUUCGUAUAGGGCGUGAUCCCUACUUUGACCUGGAGGCUGUCCGAGCACCUCACGACCAGAAAACAUGCACCUAUGGUACACGUAAAGGUGUCAAGCGUUGCAACCCGCGAGGAAAGAAUCCAUCGGACGUUUGGUUAGAUCUGGACCUCGAUACGACAUUGUGGGACGUUUCCAGCGUGGCAGCAGGCGAGGGACGUUCGAGCGCUGAACGUGUCGCUCACCCGGCUCAAAUGCCACAAGAGAUUCUUGAACGGAUCAUCAAAGCUUGCUCCCCAGCGAAAGGCAGCGUUCUAGACCGGUUCGCCGGGUCCGGCAGCACUCUGAUUGCCGCCAUCAGAUGCGGGCGCGAAGCUGACGGAAUAGAAAUCUCGCCUGAGUAUGUGGCUUUGGCGAGGGAGCUAGAACACGAGGAGUUUCAAGGCCGAGCAAAGUGGGAAUUCAACGCGGUUUCAGGGUAUGAUGACGACGAAGACGAAGCCAUCAAGCGCUUCAGAGGUGGGUUCGAUGGAAAUCCCACGGUCAUUGUCAUAGUGGACGUCGCCCCCGACGCCGUUCGCGGCAACGCAGUUAGGACCGACGGACGCUCCGCGGCGGGGAGGUGGGAACGCCGGCGGCAUGGAUACGGCAUUGUUCGUCGGGAGUGGUGGAGGUGA
Molecule: messenger RNA, 831 nt
Organism: Fimicolochytrium jonesii
Lineage: Eukaryota; Fungi; Chytridiomycota; Chytridiomycetes; Spizellomycetales; Powellomycetaceae
Product: S-adenosyl-L-methionine-dependent methyltransferase
Exons: 3
Coding region: 1-831 (276 amino acids)
Molecular function (GO): DNA binding; N-methyltransferase activity
Source: RefSeq, a predicted model, not a curated record